This is a messenger RNA of Trichoderma aggressivum f. europaeum, 1500 nucleotides long. RefSeq lists its product as uncharacterized. Gene Ontology annotation, molecular function: oxidoreductase activity, acting on paired donors, with oxidation of a pair of donors resulting in the reduction of molecular oxygen to two molecules of water. The record is from RefSeq and is a predicted model, not a curated record. Gene Ontology annotation, biological process: unsaturated fatty acid biosynthetic process. The transcript has a single exon. Bases 1 to 1500 code for a protein of 499 amino acids. Lineage: Eukaryota; Fungi; Ascomycota; Sordariomycetes; Hypocreales; Hypocreaceae.
AUGGCUUCAACCGCUGUGCCCCUGCCUGUAAAGGCCUCUCUCCGGCGCAACAUGACCGACUCGACCGAGUCCUCUGCUGCCGUGUCCCCCAUGGACUCCCCCAGACCGUCGGCUUCGUCCACGUCUCUGUCGUCCCUGUCCUCGGUCGACGUUGCCGGUGUCAAGGCCGCCGACUACGGCCGCCUGGUCGACACCUACGGCAACGAGUUCAAGGUGCCCGACUUCACCAUCAAGGACAUCCGCGACGCCAUCCCCAAGCACUGCUUCAAGCGCUCCGCCCUCAAGGGAUACUCGUACAUCAUCCGCGACAUCGUCUGCCUGGCCACCACCUUCUACGUCUUCCACAACUACGUGACCCCUGACAACAUCCCCUCAACCCCCGUCCGCGGUGCUCUCUGGGCCGUCUACACCAUCCUGCAGGGCCUCUUCGGCACCGGCCUCUGGGUCAUUGCCCACGAGUGCGGCCACGGCGCCUUCUCCGACUCCAGCCUCGUCAACAACGUCACCGGCUGGUUCCUCCACUCCGCCCUGCUGGUCCCCUACUUCAGCUGGAAAAUCUCCCACCACAAGCACCACGCCUCCACCGGCAACAUGGAGCGCGACAUGGUCUUCCUCCCCCGCACUCGCGAGCAGCACGCCACUCGCAUCGGCAAGAUGGUCCACGAGCUGUCCGAGCUGACCGAGGAGACGCCCGCCUACACUCUCUUCAUGCUGGUCAUGCAGCAGCUCGUCGGCUGGCCCAACUACCUGCUCACCAACAUCACCGGCCACAACUUCCACGAGCGCCAGCGCGAGGGCCGUGGCAAGGGCAAGCACAACGGCAUCGGCGGCGGCGUCAACCACUUCGACCCGUCCAGCCCCCUGUACGAGGCCAAGGACGCCAAGUACAUCCUCAUCAGCGACGUUGGCCUGAUCAUCGCCUUCAGCGCCCUCUACUACCUCGGCAACACCUUUGGCUGGCUCAACUUGGCCAUCUGGUACGGCGUCCCGUACCUCUGGGUCAACCACUGGCUCGGUGAGUUGUCGCAUCUUUUUCCAUGUCUGAAACGGUGGCAAGAAAUACUGACCUCUCUCGUCUCUCCCGCAGUUGCCAUCACCUUCCUGCAGCACACCGACCCCUCGCUGCCUCACUACACUGCCGAGGAGUGGAACUUUGUCCGUGGCGCUGCCGCCACCAUCGAUCGUGAGAUGGGCUUCAUCGGCCGUCACCUGCUGCACGGCAUCAUCGAGACCCACGUCCUGCACCACUACGUGGCCACGAUCCCCUUUUACAACGCCGACGAGGCCACCGAUGCCAUCCGCCCCGUCAUGGGCGAGCACUACCGCUCCGACGUCAAGGACGGCGCCAUUGGCUUCAUCCGUGCCAUGUGGACCAGCGCUCGCAUGUGCCACUGGGUCGAGCCCAGCGCCGAGGCCAAGGGCCCUGGAAAGGGCGUCUUGUUCUUCCGCAACCGCAACGGUCUGGGAACCAAGCCCACGGCCAUGCCCAAGCCCGAGUAA